GUUAGUAAGCUGGCUCAAAGGAAGACAGGAAUCAUGUCUUUGUGGCAGUUUUUCUGGUGAUUUAGGGUUAACACAAACUUUCUUCACCUUACAAAUGGUUGUCAAAAGCAAAAAUGAUCUGAAUCACACAGAUUCAGCAAAACAGGCAUUUGGAAUUAGAACAACAAAAUUAGUAAGAAACCAAUAUUGGAUUUCAUUCAGCAAAUAUGAUGCCGAACAGUGUAAUAUAUGCCUCUGUAAACAAAUCAAAGUGACUCUAAAUGACUUGUGUUGUAAAGAGUUCUCUUGUCUUUACAGAUACGGACUUGCAUUAAGUUUCAACCAUGUCUGCUCACUUAAUAACUGGGAAUACAGAAAUUCAUGUCACCCAAAUGAAACAGGGAAUUGCUGCACCCUGGAUAAUGUUCCCACCAUAAGCACAAGUGGAACAAACUUUCCAGAAAACUCUCUUUUCACAGCAACGAUCAAUGCUGGUUCAUUUUUGUUUCUGAUUUUUUGCGUUUUCCAUCAUGCACACAUCCUGGACAGGAACAGUGUUCAUUCUCUACUCAGUAAAAUUGCAAUGAUUUUAGGCUGUGUGGUGUCUGUGGGUGCUUUCAUGGCAGGGAACUGCAAUCCAGCAGAGCUGGUGUUGCUCCAUUACCUGGGUGCUGCUGUGAGCUUUGUGUUUGUGUGUCUGUACAUGACCAUCCUGACCUCCCUCACUAGUAAAUGUAUGCUGACUGGAUGUGAACGGGUUCUCUACCCUCUACGCAUCGUCUCCUCAUUUAUCCAGAUUACUGCCACCAUCCUCUAUGGCAUCUUCUUCAUCCAGGAGGAUUACUUCUUCAAGCACAUCUCUGCUGUCUUUGAAUGGUUUCUGUGUGUCAAUCUGGAGCUCUAUGAACUCAGCUACACUGUGGAAUUCUACUUUUUCUCCUCAUCAAUGCUUUCAGUGCUUUUAGCCAAGAAAGAAGAAGAGAAACCUCUCAUUUUGUCUUAAUGUUAAAAAUCCUUCAGUUUUUUUUUUUCACGUUAUAGAUCUUAUAAACCAUUUUAAAUAUAACCUCAUUCAAGCAGCAGGUCUACUCAGGGGACUUUUGAAGACUUGUAAAGGGUUUGCACAUACUUUUGAAGUUGUAAUAUAAUGUAAAUACUCCUUGAGAUAGCAAGCACUGAAUUUACAUUAGAGCAGGAUACUCUGAUUUUUUUCUCAGAGUGGAGCAACAGUCACUUUGAAUUUCUCAGUUUCUUUCUAAUCAUCUUUACUUUAAAAAUACUAUAGGAAAAUACCUUGCAAAUGCAAUAUUUGACCUCGUAUCUAGAUUUCCUGUGAGCAACAGUAACUUGGUCGGUGCAUGCUGUUUAAAUGAUUGUUCAGUGUUUACCUCACACUUUUAAUCUAAUCACUCAAUCCCUUGAUAAUGUGGAAAUCAACUGCUUGCGGGAAAUGUGUAAAUGUCAGAAAUGAAAGUGUUCUAAGGUCUAUGUAGAAAAAGAUAAGAAUAAUCCAUUCAUAGUCACAGGUCUAUCUCAAAUUAAAUUAUUUUCCAUUA
This is a messenger RNA of Sinocyclocheilus rhinocerous, 1535 nucleotides long. Its product is annotated as transmembrane protein 150A-like. Gene Ontology annotation, cellular component: plasma membrane. Gene Ontology annotation, biological process: protein localization to plasma membrane. NCBI's taxonomy places the organism in Eukaryota, Metazoa, Chordata, Actinopteri, Cypriniformes, Cyprinidae. The transcript is spliced from 6 exons. The record is from RefSeq and is a predicted model, not a curated record. The coding region runs from base 95 to 982 and encodes 295 amino acids.